Messenger RNA from Mycena citricolor, 1297 nucleotides. The record is from the annotation of a GenBank genome assembly. Lineage: Eukaryota; Fungi; Basidiomycota; Agaricomycetes; Agaricales; Mycenaceae.
CCGGAGAGCCCCCGCCGAUCUUCCCUGUGCCUCUUCACUUGAUGAUUGCAUUACUCUUCUCACGGAUUUGUGACAACAUUCAGCUUUGUGCACACAAACUUCUGGUCCAUUCUUGCGCUGGCCCCCGAAAGCGACCCUGCGCUAUGCCAAGGGCUGGAUGGUCCUCGUGAGGGCCCAUUGCUCACAUUUGUCCGCGAUUGUCUCGUCUCACCAAGCACACCACCGAUUGUGGUCAACAAAAAGCUCCAAAUCAAAGAAUCUGUGCGCGAAGGUCCAUGCUCGCGCUUUGAUAAUUGGUCUGGUGCCGCCUAAGUGUAUAAAUGCGAGCAAGCUCAGAGACGGGCACUCGACCGCCCACGGCCGACAAUGUACGCUGAGCCAACGACUUCGCACGAAUCUACGGAUUUCUACGCUGUGUACAACCCUUGGGGUAGUAGUCACGGCAGAUAUCUUCCGUCUCCGCCCGAAGUACAUGUUUGCGGACUCCCCGGGUGUACCAUGUCCUUCGACCUCGCCAGCGACCUCGCAGAGCACCAGGAUGAAUACCAUAGAAUCGUAGACGUGGACGAGAAACGACUAUGGAGGGACACGCUCACCCUGUGCGGCGAAUCCACUCCUUCUCGAACUCAUGACUGACCUAAAUAUACCCCACGCAGUGCGGAGAAAUCGAAACUGCCCUGCGGAUACUGUCCGAAGCGCUUUUCCACGCGGAGUUUGCUCUUCGACCAUCGGCGGAGCGUCCACAGGCUCAAGAUCAAGACGAAGCGCGAGCGGUGCAGAGCGCGAUGGGAGGCCAUGCUCGCACAGUCGUGGCGCGACGGGGCCUUUGUCGGGAGAGACAAGGACGCGCCGCUCUGCGAUCCCUUUGCGUCGGUUCUGCCGAAUGGGCCCGGUCAGGUUGCGGCGGACGAUACAGCUCCUGACCCGCAGCCCAUGCCGAUCGGAAAGCCAGGACAGCGGCCCGUAAAGCCAUGCAUCGGGAUUUCGUGUUUUGGCUGCUCCAGCCCUGACCAUGUUGGUCCCGUCGCUUCAUCAAGCAAGUCCACCAGUCCGUUUCAGCUGCUACAAUGGCCGGCGUUAGCCGCGGGUCCUUCUCAGCGCUGGGAGACACUCUUCUAGACUCGGGCCGAGGAGCAUCUUCGGACAGCCGACAUGCCGCGGAGAGUGAAGCAGGGCAAUUCCGAUGGAGACAUCCACCUCCCGUUCAUCUCCGAUCUCCUCAAUGAAAACAGAUCGUAGUGUACAUUGUGAAACCAUUGAUGUGAUUAUCCGUGUCCAACAAUCACGUAUGUUUAAC